AUGACUUGUUCUUGUUUUGGAGGAGGUAUGGUUGGGCAGUGCUCGCGGUCAAAACGGGGUCAUUCGACCACUUCUUAUACAAGUCCUCCGUACCUCACAACAGCCAUGCCAUAUGUAAAAUAUUUCGCCUUUCGAUCUACCGACAGAACUCAAACCCGGGUAUGUUUAAUCCCGCGUGCGGCACGCUGUCAGACUGUCUGGGUCUUGGGGUUAGUGAUAUUAGACACAGUGGCACAACCCCUCAGCUCUAGCAAGCAAAAAUAUCCAAUACCUCUCUCUCCCCGGUUUCUUCACCGCAGGACUUCACAUUUUCAAAAUAAUCUUCCGCCACCACAUGGCCCACAGUACGGAGCACACGCAUCACAAGAGCAUCCGGCAUACAUAGUGCCACUAGGACAUGUCCCAGCACCUGUACCACCAUUGCAGGCACAACACGCGAUAGCGAAACCGCCCGGGCAACCUCGCCAUGCUGCAAAUCAGUACAGCCCGACCCCUCUCGCUAAUAAUAAGGUAAGGUCAGGGAAACGAACCUUUUCUAGCAAUGGACCAUCGAACAUUUCCAGCUCGAAAGGAAGAGAAGAGCCAGGAGACGCAUGGUUGAUUGAUUCGGUAUGUAUGUAUGUCUUUAAGCUGAUGAGGAUGUCGGCAAUGCUCAUGCCUGUACGAUACCUUGUUCUAAUCCCUCAAGUCUGCAAUGAGACAGCCAGAGCUUUCAAGUUACAUCCACCCUGUUUUGAGAAUACGAGGGAGGAACAAGUCGUCAUGUCACCCCGUUGGCUGAGACCUGUGAGUGGAAGAGUAGUCGAAACUGAGACUCUGUGA
Messenger RNA from Pseudocercospora fijiensis CIRAD86, 822 nucleotides. RefSeq lists its product as uncharacterized. The record is from RefSeq and is a predicted model, not a curated record. The transcript is spliced from 8 exons. The coding region runs from base 1 to 822 and encodes 273 amino acids. NCBI's taxonomy places the organism in Eukaryota, Fungi, Ascomycota, Dothideomycetes, Mycosphaerellales, Mycosphaerellaceae.